Fusarium poae is the source of this 543-nucleotide messenger RNA. RefSeq lists its product as uncharacterized. The record is from RefSeq and is a predicted model, not a curated record. Lineage: Eukaryota; Fungi; Ascomycota; Sordariomycetes; Hypocreales; Nectriaceae. The coding region runs from base 1 to 543 and encodes 180 amino acids. The transcript has a single exon.
AUGUUCGGACGUCGACGUAGACCUAUCCUCGGAGCCGCGGUUGUUGUCGGCGCGUCCAGGGCCGUUGCCAAGCAUGAAGUUCGAAAGCAGGAACUCAUCGCUACAGAGCGCGAGGAAGAGAUACAGCGGGAAGUUGAGCUACGAAGGCGUCAAGAAGAAGAGCAAGAACUACGCACGCAGCGUGCCGUCGACGAGGCCAUGAAAAGGGCCGCCUUGGAAGAAAAAGCUACCCAGGGAGCUGCGGUGACCAUGUCGCCUCCUCUGCCGCAAUACCAAGCUUCCUACCCAUCGAUGCAAGUUCAGACACGCGACAUGGGACUCUACAAUUCGGUGGAGGACGCGGGACCUAUCAUCCAGGCUGCACCAGCAUACCAGCUUGCGCCUCAGACUCGGGAUGGAAAUUCACAGAACGCCCAAACUCCUCGCCAAAGAUCAGGGUUAACUCUUCAAUACUGUACCCAGUGCGGAUUUAGGCUUGAAGUGAUGGAUAGAUUUUGUCGAGAAUGUGGUACAAAGAAGGUUCAGAAUGAUGCCACAGGUUGA